Symsagittifera roscoffensis is the source of this 1562-nucleotide messenger RNA. RefSeq lists its product as uncharacterized. The transcript is spliced from 6 exons. The record is from RefSeq and is a predicted model, not a curated record. NCBI's taxonomy places the organism in Eukaryota, Metazoa, Xenacoelomorpha, Acoela, Convolutidae. Bases 230 to 1486 code for a protein of 418 amino acids.
GAGAGCGCCGCUGUUACGUUUAAAACACGCAUCGUUUGUUGAAGCAAAGCAAUAGCAAUAAACAUCGAAGCUACUCUGUUUUGACUUACACAUUUUAGAGAACAUACAACGCAUUAAGAUGGCUAAAAAUAUAUACAGCUAAAAAAACUACAGUAUGUGACACAUCAUCAGCUCACGUUAUAUGAUUUGAAAUAUUUCUCAAUAAUUUUCAAUAAUAAUUCGAGAUAUCAUGAGUCGAAUAAAGCUAGAAAAACAGAUUUCGUUUGCACCUGACUGUGAACUCGUGAGGACAGCGCCUUCCGAGCGGUUGUCCGAGAACAACCCAGAAGCCGAAGAGCCAAACUCAGAUAAUGUUGCUAAAAACGACAAUCGUUCGGCCACUAAGUUACCGGCGCUUCCCUCGGCUGUAGAGAGUCAACUGGAGAACACGAACUACGAUGUGUGGUCGCGACAACAACCUCAACCCGAGCAGAGCAGCGGCAUCACCUCUCGGCGGAAGCCAGGCGAGAAAAGUGUAGUUCGAAGAUUCGUUAGGGAAAUGCCGAAUGUGCUUCUUGACAACUAUGGUGCCAAAUUCGGAAGACCAACCACAGCAUGCAGCAGUGCCUGCCAGCACCCCUGGCUGCCCCGGACCAAACUGAGGACAGAAGAGAUCCAGGCUCAGAAGUUGGCGGGGGAACUGAGUCUGCUGCGGACCCAGAUCAAAAUAGCCCAGAAGCACCUGAACGAAGUGCGAAGACGACGGGACCAGUUACUGGAGUCAAAUAUGGCCGAACAGGAGCGCAUGGUGAAAAUGGAGGAAGGAGUUCACAAGGACGUCUCCAACCUCAUUGUAAAGUACGGGAAGUUCCGCGGGGCAGCAGAGAGUGGGCAGAAGUUGUUUGAGAUGCAGAAGCAACAGUUGGACAAAGAAGUGGAGGAGACUAAGAUAUUCGUGGAAAGGGAACUGGCAAAGGAACGGAUUGAGGUUCAAAAGGUGGAAGCCAAACUGGCGGAAGCUAAGAAGCAGCACUCCAUUCUCCUCACCUACAAAGAGGACGCAUUCUUCAGAAACAACUCAGAGAUCGAACAGCUCAAAAAUGAGAUGGUGACGUCGGCUGAGAGACAUGAGAAGCACACGAAUGACAUUCUGCAGCUGAUGGAGGAGGAGAGGGGCAAGAUGAUGCGGGAGAGGGAGGAGGGGGAGAGACGGAUGGUGGCGGACACUGCCGAGGACUACAUGGGGGAUGUGCACAGUUCUUGGACCAGGAUGGCCGAGGAGAACGGAGUCAUAAGGUUCAACAUUGAGAAACUGAAACUGGAAUGCCGACUACUGGAACAAGAGACGAGGAGUUUGAAGUCGGAUAUCAAGGAACGAGUGAAGAAACCCACUUCCAAUGUACGCAAUGUCAUUUAUCCUCAGCUUUUCAGGGCUAAAACGGUCUGUGCGCCUGAUGAUGAUGUAGUUCUGGACAUACCCACUCAAAAGACUAAUUUAGUGUUUUAACUUAGGAGUGUAUAUCAAGUUAAUGGAAUAUUUUUGCUGUUAGCUAAUUUUAAAAAAAAUGAUAAUAGUUUGCCAA